Messenger RNA from Coniophora puteana RWD-64-598 SS2, 1020 nucleotides. RefSeq lists its product as uncharacterized. The transcript has 9 exons. Gene Ontology annotation, cellular component: cytosol. NCBI's taxonomy places the organism in Eukaryota, Fungi, Basidiomycota, Agaricomycetes, Boletales, Coniophoraceae. The coding region runs from base 1 to 1020 and encodes 339 amino acids. The record is from RefSeq and is a predicted model, not a curated record. Gene Ontology annotation, molecular function: aldose reductase (NADPH) activity.
AUGGUCGCCCUCAUCUUCGGCACGCGCGCGCUCGCGCGUUCCCGCACAUCGCAGAAGGCGUUCUGGGACGCCUGCGCUGCGCACAGAAACAACUCGACGGCGACGGUGCCCUUGAAGCGGCUGCCGACGCACUUUACGCUUCCCUCGGGCGAUAGGAUCCCGAGUGUCGCUCUCGGGGUGUGGCAGGCUGGGAAAGGAGAGGUGGGCAAUGCGGUCAAGACCGCGCUCGAGAAUGGGUAUAGGCAUAUCGACGGGGCAUGGAUCUACAGGAAUGAGGCUGAGGUCGGUGCCGCGGUUCGCAACAGCGGUGUCCCGCGCGACCAGCUCUGGUUGACCUCCAAGUUGUGGAAUACCUUCCACGCCCCUGAAGACAUCGAGCCCGCCCUCGACGAGAGCCUCGCCUCCCUGCAGACGGACUACCUCGACCUCUACCUCAUCCACUGGCCCGUGGCAUUCAAGAAAGAGGGGAACAACGUGCUCGAUGAGGGCCUCACCGAGGACCCGUACCCGACGUGGCAGAAGCUCGAGGAGCUCGUGGAUAAGGGCAAGAUCAGGAACAUCGGGAUCAGCAACUUCAACGUCCGCCGCAUCCAGAACCUCACCGCGAACCCGCUCAAGCACCAGCCGGCGGUGAACCAGGUCGAGCUGAACUACUUCAAUCCGCAGCCGGAGCUGCUCGCGUGGUCGAAGAAGAACGGGCUCCUGCUCGAGGCGUACUCGCCGCUGGGCAGCAGCAAGCAGGUCGGGGAGACGCUGAGGUUGCCCGAGGUGACUGAUAUUGCGUGCGAGCUCGGGAUUACGCCUGCGCAGGUGGUGAUUUCGUGGCAUGUGCAGCGUGGGACGGUUGUGCUGCCCAAGAGCGUGACGCCUUCGAGGAUCGUCGAGAACUACGAUGUGUACGAGAUCCCGCAAGCGCAGUUCGACAAGCUCGAGAAGGCCGCGACGGCGCACCCGCCGCAGCGCGUUGUGAACCCGAGCAGGGGGUGGAAGCUCCCCUGGGACGUGUUUGAUGGGGAGUAG